AUGCUUGUACAUCUUGAUAAUCUUGGUCAAACAACAGCUAGUACAGGGUCAGUUACAGGACACGUGGAAACAACAGCUAGUACAGAGUCAGGUACACACGUGGAAACAACAGCUACUACAGGGUCAGGUACACACGUGGAAACAACAGCUAGUACAGGGUCAGGUACACACGUGGAAACAACAGCUAGUACAGGGUCAGGUACACACGUGGAAACAACAGCUACUACAGGGUCAGGUACACACGUGGAAACAACAGCUAGUACAGGGUCAGGUACACACGUGGAAACAACAGCUAGUACAGGGUCAGGUACACACGUGGAAACAACAGCUACUACAGGGUCAGGUACACACGUGGAAACAACAGCUAGUACAGGGUCAGGUACACACGUGGAAACAACAGCUAGUACAGGGUCAGGUACACACGUGGAAACAACAGCUAGUACAGGGUCAGGUACACACGUGGAAACAACAGCUACUACAGGGUCAGGUACACACGUGGAAACAACAGCUAGUACAGGGUCAGCUGCAGGCGUGGAAACAACAGCUAGUACAGAGUCAGGUACACACGUGGAAACAACAGCUAGUACAGGGUCAGGUACACACGUGGAAACAACAGCUAGUACAGGGUCAGGUACACACGUGGAAACAACAGCUAGUACAGGGUCAGGUACACACGUGGAAACAACAGCUACUACAGGGUCAGGUACACACGUGGAAACAACAGCUAGUACAGGGUCAGCUGCAGGCGUGGAAACAACAGCUAGUACAGAGUCAGGUACACACGUGGAAACAACAGCUAGUACAGGGUCAGGUACACACGUGGAAACAACAGCUAGUACAGAGUCAGGUACACACGUGGAAACAACAGCUAGUACAUCUAGUACAGGGUCAGGUACAGGCGUGGAAACAGGAGAUCCCGGACAGAUGAAGGAAGAGUCUGAUGUUCCUUCAUCCAGUGUGUUCAUGGCCUAUUUCAUAACGGCAUGCGUCCUAUGUAUUGCUGCAUAUUUGAUGUACCACAAAAGAAACACGAUAAUAGCUUUCAUCAUCGAGGGUCGCGGAGAACUCAUGAGGCGGCGAACCGAUGACCGUGGCGACUACAAGAGACUGUAGUGCAAUACAGAACAGGUGAUGCCGUCAUUCGAGAACUAUCUACACUAAACUCUCAUUUCAUCAAUUGCGCCACUGGAUACCAAAAAACAAGUCUGAUAGUCUGGUGUCCUUUUUGAAAUGUUUGCUUCCUUUUUAGUCCAUGUUUGUCUUUCUUAAAUGUAUUGAGAUAUUUAAGUGCCACUACUGGGUGGAAGCAAU
Molecule: messenger RNA, 1311 nt
Organism: Haliotis rubra (blacklip abalone)
Lineage: Eukaryota; Metazoa; Mollusca; Gastropoda; Lepetellida; Haliotidae
Product: putative per-hexamer repeat protein 5
Exons: 6
Coding region: 1-1113 (370 amino acids)
Source: RefSeq, a predicted model, not a curated record